Molecule: messenger RNA, 315 nt
Organism: Parnassius mnemosyne (clouded apollo)
Lineage: Eukaryota; Metazoa; Arthropoda; Insecta; Lepidoptera; Papilionidae
Source: the annotation of a GenBank genome assembly
AUGAGUCAAUUGCCGGAGGUUAGGUUAAAACCGAGCAGACCUUUCAAAAGUUCAGGAGUGGAUUAUGCAGGUCCAAUUAAUAUCCGAUUCUCUCCACGCCGUGGAUCAAAAUCCUACAAGGGAUACAUUUGUUUGUUCGUUUGUAUGGUAACUCGCGCGAUCCAUUUAGAAGCGGUAUCUGAUUUAACAGCCAAAGGCUUUAUUGCUGCAUUUAGAAGGUUUGUUGCACGUAGAGGUCAUUGCCAAAAUCUUUUUAGUGAUAACGGCACGAACUUUGUGGGAGCUAACAAAAUGUUGUGUAAAAUGUUUUCAUAG